Messenger RNA from Manihot esculenta (cassava), 1612 nucleotides. Its product is annotated as triose phosphate/phosphate translocator, chloroplastic. The transcript is spliced from 12 exons. The record is from RefSeq and is a predicted model, not a curated record. Gene Ontology annotation, biological process: transmembrane transport. Gene Ontology annotation, cellular component: membrane; Golgi apparatus. Gene Ontology annotation, molecular function: antiporter activity. Bases 170 to 1393 code for a protein of 407 amino acids. Lineage: Eukaryota; Viridiplantae; Streptophyta; Magnoliopsida; Malpighiales; Euphorbiaceae.
GCGACGCAGGAGAUCCCAACUGAACUGAAUGGAGACAGUGUGCGAUUUACCGCUCGACCUUGUCAUUUGAGAACCACAAAAAUUAGUUCCCUCUCCGCCAUAAGAGCUUACUCCAGCGACUGAAAGCAUAUUUCUCUCUCUCUCUCUCUCUCUCGCUCUGAUUGUAGCCAUGGAGUCGCGAGUGUUAUCACGCGCAACCACCGCCAUCGGGUCCUUGCCUCCCUUACGGAGGUCCAUGCGAGAGUGCAACGCUUCUAGCUUUGUCUCAAUGAAGCCUAUCGGAGCCGUUGGUGAAGGUGGUAAUCUCAUAUGGGGGAGACAACUCAGGCCAUAUCUUCUCCUGGAUAGCUCUCCAACAGGAAAGCGGGAGAUCCUUCGACCGAACAUGGCAGCCGCUUCAUCUCCGGCUGAGGGAAGCGAUUCCUCAGGGGAUGCAAAGGUUGCUCCGGUCGGGUUCUUUGAAAAAUACCCGGCACUUGUCACUGGUUUUUUCUUCUUCAUGUGGUACUUCUUGAACGUGAUAUUUAACAUCCUGAACAAGAAGAUCUACAAUUACUUUCCUUAUCCUUAUUUUGUGUCCGUGAUUCAUUUAUUCGUUGGAGUUGUGUACUGUUUAGUGAGCUGGGCUGUUGGUCUUCCCAAGCGCGCUCCCAUUGACUCAAACCUCUUGAAGCUGUUGAUACCUGUUGCUCUGUGUCACGCAAUAGGCCAUGUGACUAGUAAUGUCUCAUUUGCAGCAGUUGCUGUCUCAUUCACCCACACGAUCAAAGCGCUCGAGCCCUUCUUCAAUGCUGCUGCUUCUCAAUUCAUUCUAGGACAGUCAAUUCCCUUAAGCCUAUGGCUUUCACUUGCCCCUGUGGUCAUUGGUGUAUCCAUGGCAUCAUUGACUGAGCUCUCAUUCAACUGGAUUGGCUUCAUUAGCGCUAUGAUUUCAAACAUCUCCUUCACUUACAGGAGUAUCUACUCAAAGAAAGCAAUGACUGAUAUGGACAGCACUAAUCUCUAUGCAUACAUUUCCAUCAUUGCUCUCAUUGCCUGUAUUCCACCUGCCAUUAUUCUUGAGGGACCUCAACUACUCAAGUAUGGAUUUAACGAUGCAAUUGCUAAAGUGGGCAUGGUCAAAUUCGUCUCAGACCUCUUUUGGGUAGGCAUGUUUUAUCACCUCUACAACCAGUUGGCUACCAACACUUUGGAGAGGGUGGCACCCCUUACACAUGCAGUUGGCAAUGUACUGAAACGUGUAUUUGUGAUUGGCUUCUCAAUCGUGGUCUUUGGCAACAAGAUCUCAACACAAACUGGUAUUGGAACAAGCAUUGCUAUUGCUGGAGUGGCAAUCUACUCCUUCCUCAAGGCUAAGAUAGAAGAGGAGAAACGACAAAAGAAAGCGGCAUGAGAAGGAAAGGAAGGAAACUUUGGCUGUAAAGUGUUAUUUCCAUUGUUCCAAUUCUCAAAGAUAAAAAUGACAAAUCGAGUAUUCAAUUUGUCAUUGUGAUGUCUUUUUAUUUAAUCAAUUUUCUUCAAUUCAUGUUCACUUGAAAUAAUGUACAUUUCUUGCUCUGUCUCUCAGAACAAGUUCAAUAAGAUUAGAAGCUCUACAGUAGUUUAACAACAA